GUUAUGGGUGAUAAACCUAGGAGAGUGAGAGCCCCACCACGACGUUUAAAGGUAACCGGUCCGGUGUUAGAUAUCUGGGAGAAGAUGGGUGCAAGUCAAGCCUCAUUAUCUCUAAAGGAUUGGAUUAUACUGGAUAAGAAGGUACAAAAGGAUAUAAAAGAUGGUUUAAGGUUCUUGCGUGGUCGUAAACCUCGGAAGGGUAGAGGUCCUGCGAACGGUGUGCCUCAAGGUAAUCUACCUAAUCCUACUCCAGCUGUGGUUAAUCUGGUGCAAGACGCUACAAGUGAAUUAGAUAGCGAAACGGAUACCGAUACGGAAAGUAGUACUACUACCUCUGGUUAUGAAUCUUAUUCUGAAUCCUCGUUGGAUGAAGAGAGUGACAACGAUUCGGUGUAUGACUAUCCAUACGAGAGGGUGUUGAUGGUAAGUUCAUCUCCGUUGGCUAUCUUAGGUAUGGUGAAAGAUUAUCCCGUGAAGCUCGUAUUGGAUUCUGGUUCGGCUAUUUCGGUGAUCAACAGGUCUUUUGCUGAAAGAUUAGGACUAGUAGGUUCGGGCAAGGUGUUGAAUAUCAAGACCAUUGAGACUACUAAGAUGAAUUGUAAGAGAAACCAGUGUGAGAUUACUGUUUCAGUACCGGUGAGAAUC
This is a messenger RNA of Mucor mucedo, 645 nucleotides long. RefSeq lists its product as uncharacterized. The annotation marks the transcript as partial. The record is from RefSeq and is a predicted model, not a curated record. NCBI's taxonomy places the organism in Eukaryota, Fungi, Mucoromycota, Mucoromycetes, Mucorales, Mucoraceae. The transcript has a single exon.